Chilo suppressalis (striped riceborer) is the source of this 2491-nucleotide messenger RNA. The record is from the annotation of a GenBank genome assembly. NCBI's taxonomy places the organism in Eukaryota, Metazoa, Arthropoda, Insecta, Lepidoptera, Crambidae.
CAAUAAUAUGGCUCGCCACCGAAAUGUAAGAAAUAGAAGUUAUUCGGAUGAUUUUGAUGACGACGAUGUAUAUGGACAUUCUGUGGAAGAGGACAGCUGUUUAUCACCUAGUGAUACUGCACAGUUUAUGUACGAUCGUUCUCGAAAUCAGCAGGCCAUAUCGCAUUUUUUAGAGAGCCAUGACAAUAUUCAAGAGGAAGCCGAGGAUGAGGUGGAUGAUUUAUCGCAUCCACCGCUUGAAAGACGCGAGUCCCUGGAGCUACGCAGUCUCAAACUAAGCGAAGAUGAUGAAACAUGUCUUAUGUCUUGUCUAGAUGAACUGCGAAACGUUUUAGGUGACAGUUUUUCUGAUAAUAUACUCAUAAAUGCUGCUCUGAACCAUAAGUUUGAUUAUAAUAAAGCUUUAGAUGAAAUCCUUAACAAAAACAGCAAUGAUAAUGACAAGAAAAAAGAAGAGCCCGUAAAACAACCACCAAUAGUUCGUGUUAUUCCAAGUAUUGAUCCAGUAUCAUCCAAUAAUAUACCGAAAGUAAUAUCUACUAACCUUGAGCCCAAAAGUGCUGGAAUCAUCAAAGGUUUUAAAGUGCAAUGCAGUGACAGUUCUGGCAGCUUUUCACAAACACCUAGAGAACAAUCACCAGCGUCUGAAAGAGCUUCUACUCCUAGAAUAGAAGAUGAAACAAAAACAACACUGAAAGUAAAAGAAAACAAAUUUGACCCAAAGAAACAGUACAUUAAUGAAAGAGGAUCAGAUAAAGAUCAUAUAUAUAUUGUGGUUAUAGGCCAUGUUGAUGCUGGAAAAUCUACAUUGAUGGGUCGGCUGCUGUGUGACCUUGGAGAAGUCAGUCAGAAAACAUUACAUAAGUAUGAGCAAGAGAGCAAAAAGAUAGGCAAACAAAGCUUUAUGUAUGCAUGGGUUUUAGAUGAGACUGGUGAAGAGAGAGUGAGAGGCAUUACAAUGGAUGUGGGGAAAGCUCAGUUUGAAACCAAAACUAAAAAGGUAAUUAUACUUGAUGCUCCUGGGCAUGCAGAUUUUAUUCCAAACAUGAUAACAGGGGCUGGUCAAGCUGAUGUGGCUUUAUUAGUGGUUGAUGCUACUAGAGGGGAAUUUGAGUCAGGUUUUGAUCUCGGUGGCCAAACUCGUGAGCAUGCAUUACUAGUUAGAUCCCUCGGUGUCAAUCAGCUUGCAGUUGCUAUAAAUAAAUUGGACACAACAAAUUGGUCUCAGGAGAGAUUUGAUGAAAUAUCUAAAAAAUUGAAAACUUUCCUUAAACAAGCUGGCUUCAAAGACUCUGAUGUCACUUAUGUGCCAUGUUCAGGUCUCACAGGUGAGAAUCUUGUGAAGCCUCCAAGCGAAGUUGAAUUGCUUAAAUGGUACAAUGGACCUUGCCUAUUAGAUGUUAUUGAUAAAUUUAAUGUACCAGAGAGGCCCAUCUCUAAACCUUUACGGAUGCCUAUAAAUGAUGUAUUUAAAGGCACAGGUUCAGGAUUUUGUGUUGCUGGACGUAUUGAAAAUGGUGUACUCAAUAAAGGUGACAAAGUCUUAGUUUGCCCAACAAAAGAAAUGGCUGAAGUAAGAAGCAUUAGUAUUAAUGAAAUGCCAAAUAAUGUCGCUUUUGCUGGAGACCAAGUCAGUGUUACAUUAUCUGGUAUUGAUAUGCAAAAUGUCUCUGUUGGAUUCAUUCUUAGUGAUCCCAUUCAACAAGUGCCAGUAGCUACAAGAUUUGAAGCUAGAUUAGUUGUGUUUAAUGUUAAGGUUCCUAUAACAAAAGGAUUUCCAGUUCUGAUUCAUCAUCAGUCUUUAGUGGAAUCUGCAAAUAUUGUAAAGUUGAAAUCAUUGCUAAAUAAGAGUACAGGUGAAGUUAUGAAAAAGAAACCCAGAUGCUUGGGUAAUAAUUCUGUAGCUGUUGUAGAUAUUGAAGUUAGUAAACCAAUUUGUGUAGAGCGCUACAAAGAUGUAAAGGAACUGGGGCGUGUGAUGCUCCGUGUGUCAGGAGUAACUAUAGCUGCUGGACUCAUCACAGACAUGUAUAACUCAUGAUUGAUUUAUGUUGAUCUGAUAUAUCACAUUGGCAAAAUUAUUGGGACAAAUUAAUGCAUUUAAUUUCACUGUAUUUUUUUAUAAAGUAAAACAGAUAUUUUUUUCACAUAUUUCUUAACCAAUAUAGUUCAGUUAUUAUAUAAGCAUAAUGCUAUAGGGUACUACAUAAAAUUUGCGCUUUCAUUAGGUUUAUUACUGUUCUGUCUUGACAUUUGUUGCAGUGUUAAAAUAUGAAAGGCAAAUAAGUAGAAUAGAAAUGUUGCCUUGUUUAGUUGCUAAGGCAUUAAAUCCGCACAAUGCUAUAAUGUACAAUAAUGUAACGUGCUGUAACAAAUUGUUAUAAUUAUUGAUGAUUAUUUAUUUUAUUAAAAUAACGAAAAAUGUUCACUCUUAAUUUUUUGUAUUAUUUCAUCCAUUUUUUUAGGAGCAUAGUUUCGCAUUUCGCACGCA